Messenger RNA from Condylostylus longicornis, 369 nucleotides. RefSeq names its product pupal cuticle protein Edg-78E-like. Gene Ontology annotation, molecular function: structural constituent of chitin-based larval cuticle. Gene Ontology annotation, cellular component: chitin-based extracellular matrix. The coding region runs from base 1 to 369 and encodes 122 amino acids. The record is from RefSeq and is a predicted model, not a curated record. The transcript has 2 exons. Lineage: Eukaryota; Metazoa; Arthropoda; Insecta; Diptera; Dolichopodidae.
AUGGAUAUAGUUUUGAUACCUGAAACAUAUUACAUUGCUCUUACCGUUCUUUUGGGAUUAGUUACUGCUGAUCAUAUCAAUAAAAAUGCUGAAGUAAAAAGUCUUGUUAAUAAUGUUCCUGGUGAUGGUACAUACGCAUAUUCAUUUGAUUCUACAAAUGGUAUUAGUAUACAAGAAAGUGGUAAUGCUGAUACUAAAUCUGGAUCUGCUGGAUGGGUUUCACCUGAAGGUGAAAAAGUCCAACUAACUUAUACUGCUGAUGAAAAUGGUUAUCAUCCACAAGGUUCUCAUAUUCCAGUUCCACCAGAAAUACCAGCUCAUAUUUUAAGAGCUUUAGAAUAUAUUAGAACUCAUCCAUCAGCAGUAUAA